CAUGGUCAAUGAUUUAUUUCUCUGUACAAAUUGCAAGCUAUUUUCCAUGUUUUCUUGAAAUGCAGCAAUAUCUACGAGAAGUUGCAUUUUAGCGUUACAAUAGCAUUUGCCACGCGACUGCAGAUGUGAAAACGUGGCAGAUUUUGUGUUGGGACCAAGUACCGCCAUGCUGCAGCGCAGGAAGAGGAAGGCCACCAGCAGAAGAUGGGCUCUUCGGAGCAGCCGACAGCUGAGUUCAUCGCAGCCUUCGGCGCCUGCUUUAACAUACUCCAGGGGUUGUGCCCUUGCCCCGGUCGUGGCAGCCAGCCCUGCCUCCCCAGAGGUCUCCGCUGGACAGGCAGUGAAACAGUGGGCUCCAGUGCUGGGAGUCAGGAUGCUCCUCCUGGCGGUGGGGGGUGUAUGCCAGGGCUGGAGGAGCAGGCUAGCGCAGGUAUGCGCUGGGCUGCUGAAUGCCCUGCUCUACUGGAGAGGCUACACACAGCAGCUGGAGAGCCUUCAGCAGCAAGUGACUGAGAUGAAGAGGGAGAUCAAUGUUCUGCACUGCGCUCUGCAGUUUGCCGGUGAGGCGAGGGCCAUAUGCUGCCGUCACGGGGGCAGUGUGGAGGUGGGAAUGAUGCGGCCUCCUCUGCCCUAUGGGUCAGCUGUGGAUCCCCUCCCUGCUCUGACCCUGCCAGCUCCCCCUCCUCCCCCACCCCCUCCUCCUCCCCCCCUGCCCCCACCCCUACCCGUCCUGCUGCUAAAGAAUCCGCUCCUGUCAAUCAAGAGAAGAGCCACACCCAAGAUUCUAGAGGGCUCUCAGGAGAAGCAAAGCCGUUCUGUCUCAGUCACCUUGAGCGACCUGCAGGCUGUAAAACUGAGAAAAAUAACAGAUCCAAUUAGCCAAAAAAAGACAUCCCCAGCAAAAAAGUCUGCUCCUCUGGUCACUGUGGCAGACCUGCAAAAAGUCCGUCUGCGACGAUCCCUCUGCCAACUGCCCUCCAAACUCUGCCAAAACCUGAACGGAUCACCAAACAAAAGCACACUGAGUCUGCGUUCUCACCUGAAAAAAGUCCAGAUUGACAGAAGCCCAGGAGGGACCCCGCUGGUUGACAAGGAGAACAGGGAGACAGGCACAGGCCUCACCCCACUCAUGACCCAGGCCCUGCGCCGGAAAUUUCAGAGUGCUUUGCCGAGAAGCCCCUCUCCGAAAUCCAGGUCCACCAAGAGCAUCAGUGAACUGAAUAGUGAUUUGGCCUUUUGAAGUCAAACACUUAUGGAUGGCUCUGUCAUCCUGAACCCAAGUGCCUUUGCUUUCUGAGAACAGGAUGCAAGCUUCAAGGGAGGCAUCAUCUUGUUUUUAAGAAAAGCUGGAAUAUUGUUUGCAUGUACUCUUUUUCUCCAGUGUUCAGUCUGCUGCACUCUACUGCUUUCCACCCUUGGUCCAUAGUUCUUCUGUUGUUUUAAGUGUGUCCGUGUCGGAUUUUUAAUGUGGGUGUGUGUGGAUGAGAAGACCUUGGGGCCUGUUUCAAAAGCAGGAUUAAGGAGCUGGAUAACUGCACUGAGUAAAACCUGAAACCCUCUCAAAUCUGGAACAUGGACUAAAGUAAAAAGUGCUGUCCUGCGUUUUAACUCAGUGCAGUUAUCUGGCGAAGUCCAUAACCCUGCUUUGUGAUGCAGGUCCCUGAACAUACAAUUGUUUAUUUGUUUACCAGCUGCAUUUCAUUUUUGUCCUUCGCCUGUUCUGUAUCAGUGGAGAUGCAGAUUAAGAUCUGCUUGAAUAACAUUAACAGACCUUAAGGAGUUCAGUCAUUGUCAGACUAUGCACAUUUCACGUUGGGCAUUUUAAACCUUCCAACAUUAACUGUGCAUUAGGCAACCUACUCUGGGAUACAGGUGGAUACCAAGGGCCUCUUCUCUGUCUUGACUGCGUCAAGAGAGGCCUACGGUGAUUGUGGGUAGGGUGAAGAGAUCUUAAGAUGGGCAGUGACAGACCAGAGCGGAUUUCACAAAGCUGGAUGACGGAGUUAGCUGGAUAACUAUGGGGUAAAACCCGGAACAGCUCUUUUUACUUCAGUUCAUGUUCCAGAUUUGGAAGUGUUUGGGGUUUUACUCCAGUCCUGGUUUGCCCUGAAGGCCCUGUUGCAUUGGGGACACAAAUCAAGGGGUAAAUUAUUUAAAAGAAAAAUGAAAAGAUCGUUGGUGUUCUUGAAAGCACAACCAUGUUACAGUUGCCAAUUCAGAUUUCCAAUGGACUGUAUUAUUUAUUUUCCAUGUUUUCAGAGCACAAGUUAAGCAUACUUUAAAAUUUUAAGUUCUUUCUUAAUUUGUUUGUACUACCUGUGGUUGUAGUAUGCUGCCAUUUGCACAAGGGGUCAGACUCCAUUUGUUCUUUUAAUACUCUGUUUUAAUAUGAAUAUUAUUGAAACAUAAUAAUUGAAAUAAUGUAUGUUAUUGUGUGUGUGGUCUUUAAACUGUAUGAUCUUUCUAAAAUAACCAAAGGUAAAGAUCAUUUUUAUUCUGCUGCUUUGCGAUGUAAUGUCUUUUUGUAACCAAGGCUGUUCUUUUAUUAAAAGGGAAAUCUAAAAUUUGA
This is a messenger RNA of Conger conger (European conger), 2569 nucleotides long. It is a transcript of the gene prr11, whose product is annotated as proline rich 11. Lineage: Eukaryota; Metazoa; Chordata; Actinopteri; Anguilliformes; Congridae. The transcript has 10 exons. The coding region runs from base 167 to 1240 and encodes 357 amino acids. The record is from RefSeq and is a predicted model, not a curated record.